AUGGAGUCAAAUCAAUACAGUUGCCAAACAGAUUAUUUGUUUUAUUAUUAUUCCCGCUUGCUUGUCUCAAGAACAGUUGCAAAUCAUAUGGGCUGCAUCGAUAUUCGAGACAUAUGGACCUGGGCGGUUCUUCGGGGACAUCAUGUAGCACAUGACCGAAUUUCAGACCCAAAAUUAACGGAACUAUAUUUGCGAAUUGAUGAUUCUACUCGAUUUCGGCAACUGUGCAUUGAUAAUGCUCCUUGUGCACAUCAUGUGGCGAUAAGAUUUCCUGGAUCAAGCCAGGAACGACACGUAUUGCUGUGUGUUAGAGAGGCUUACAGAGCUGUUAAUGGCCAUGAAUAA
Messenger RNA from Dovyalis caffra, 345 nucleotides. The record is from the annotation of a GenBank genome assembly. Lineage: Eukaryota; Viridiplantae; Streptophyta; Magnoliopsida; Malpighiales; Salicaceae.